AGCUGGCGGGGGGCAGCGGCUGCGGCGGCUGCAGCAGAGGGGCCGAGAGCUGGCGGCGGUGGCGGCGGUCGUGAAGGGCAUCGGUAGCGGCGGUGAUGGCAGUGUCGAUCUGAAGAUGGAAAGAGCCAGGCGAAGGGGAGGCGGCGGCGGCCGCGGCCGCGGCGGCAAGAAUGUAGGGGGCUCUGGCCUAAGCAAGAGUAGACUCUAUCCCCAGGCCCAGCACUCCCACUACCCCCACUACGCGGCUUCAGCCACCCCUAAUCAGGCUGGGGGCGCAGCCGAAAUCCAGGAGCUGGCCUCCAAACGAGUGGACAUCCAGAAAAAGAGGUUUUACCUAGACGUAAAGCAAAGCUCCCGGGGCCGGUUCCUAAAGAUAGCCGAAGUCUGGAUAGGGAGAGGCCGGCAGGACAAUAUCAGAAAGAGUAAACUGACUCUGUCCCUGUCUGUGGCAGCGGAGCUGAAGGACUGUCUAGGGGACUUCAUCGAGCAUUACGCCCACCUGGGCCUGAAAGGCCACCGGCAAGAGCAUGGCCACGGCAAAGAUCAAGCCUCCAGGAGGAGACAGAAGCACUCGGCACCCUCCCCACCUGUCUCUGUAGGGUCCGAAGAGCACCCUCAUAGUGUCCUCAAAACAGACUACAUAGAGAGGGACAAUAGGAAGUAUUAUCUAGACCUAAAGGAAAAUCAACGGGGUCGCUUCCUAAGAAUUAGACAAACCAUGAUGCGAGGGACUGGCAUGAUAGGUUAUUUUGGUCACAGUUUGGGCCAAGAGCAGACUAUUGUGCUCCCAGCACAAGGAAUGAUUGAGUUUCGUGAUGCCUUGGUUCAGCUCAUUGAAGACUAUGGCGAAGGCGACAUAGAAGAACGAAGAGGUGGAGAUGAUGACCCACUUGAACUCCCAGAGGGGACUUCUUUCAGAGUGGACAAUAAAAGGUUCUACUUUGAUGUGGGCUCUAAUAAAUAUGGAAUUUUCCUGAAGGUAAGUGAGGUGAGGCCACCUUACCGUAAUACUAUUACUGUUCCAUUCAAAGCUUGGACAAGGUUUGGGGAGAAUUUUAUCAAGUAUGAAGAAGAGAUGAGGAAAAUUUGCAACAGCCAUAAAGAAAAGAGAAUGGAUGGCAGAAGGGCCAGUGGUGAAGAACAAGAAUGCCUCGACUAGAGUGAAAUUGAACUCCAUCAGGCAAAAUUUAAAAUCAUAAAUUGGCUAAAAGUACUGAUCCAUAAUCAUUUGAAGAAGUUUUUCCUCUUUUUUUGGCCCUUUGUUAUUAGUAAUACCUCUGGUAGUUUAUACUUCAAGGAGUCUGAUUCUCAUGUUAUACACAGAAUAUUAUAAUUCUUAAGGGAAUUCCAACCUUCCCAGAGCUAAAUAGUUCAGCUGCUUCACCUGCUCCAGACUAUUGAAGUAUGCAAAUCAGCACAAAAUGUGAUAUUCUGACCUUCUAAAUACCAUAACUAAGAUUUACAUUGCACUAUGACAUGAUCCCGAGAAAAUAUACAUAUACUUAAUACGGAAGUGUGAAUUUCUAUUUAACAAGUUCCCCGAAAAAGUAUUCCAUCCCUACUUCUUUAAAAGCUGCUAAGCUUACCUGUAGGGCAGUUACCACAGAAACAGAAAUUGACCUCAAGUAUAGUAUAAAUAUAUUUCUUUAUAAAAGUACAUGUAGAAAUAUAUUAGUUGUUCACUGGAUGACUGAAUAUCAAAAGUACCAUGAAAAGAAUUAAAUCUUACAGUUAUGAUAGUAUUCUAUAAUUUCAAAUUUUGUGGUAACCCUGCAGUUGAUAGUUGCCAUAUCAAAGCCGUGGGAGAGUUUUAAUUGGUUAUUCUAAACUAGUUGUAAUCCCAUCUUUACCUCUAUUCACUAUACCCUAUAUUUUUAUUGACUUUCCAAAGUUUGAGGAAUUGUUUUAUGUCACUGUUGAGUGGGAGGCUUCGUCCUAUGGCUUUGCUAUGGAAAUCUUGGUGUUUUAGCCUUUCAUGCUAAUUUGAAGGUUGUGCGAGGUUUUUUCCCAAAAUAUAUCAUGGACUCAAGGUGUUAUAUUUUAUGCUUCUUCUUUAGCACUAUUUCAGAGGGGUUGGUGCACCAGUUAACUGAUACAAAAAUACAUCUGUAAUAAUACAUUUUAGUAGCACUUUUGCAAUUGCUACCCUUAAAACCGUGUCAACACUUCCAAUAUAAACCUGGCUUUUACAGGUAUUUUAAUUCCAGAAAGAAAAAAAAAAAAUCUUUUUCUAAAAAGCAUUUAGAAUAUAAAUUUUCAGCCUGGGAAAAUUAUUUAAGGAUUGGUUAUAAACAUAUUUGAAAGGAAAAUUCAGGCAUUUUCCAAGGUGCUCUUUAUGAUACUUAAAAAUAAGGUUUACUUUACACAAGACUUACCCAUUUACCUGUAUUAAAAAUUACUUUCCAGGAAGUGCCACAGCAAUUUUUCAACACCUAAGCAAUUUUUAAACAAGUGGUUAUAGUGUAUAUGUGUACCAACCCACCGUGUAUUAACUGACUGGAAUUUUAUCUGUUGAGCUGCAUUUUAUUCUGAUUGAAAUUAUUGUCUUUUAUCUUGGCUUUAUUCACCUCCCACACAAUAAGUCCAUAUAAUCAUCUUUAAGAGCCAGACACUGAUUUCAACCCCCAAAUAUAGCUCUCAUUGAUGAGAGCUGGCUGCAUGGAUUGAGAUCAGAAUGUAGCUCUCCUUUUAUAUGCUAUAAGUAGUUCAAAAUUAUUUUAAUCAUUUUUUCCUUCAGCAGUUUGUCCCCAAAUCCGUUUAAGUAAGGUCACUAAGAGAACUUUGUGAGUUAAAAUAAGAAUAUUUCUGGCUUAUCUUAUUUCAAAACAAGCAAUCAGUAACCCAGAUAUAUACACUGGUAUUGGUUUUCAGAUUGUAUUUCACAUUUCCUCAAGUAGUAUGAAGGAAUCUCAUUAGUUCAUUAUAAUUGUGGACCAUCUGGAUUACUAUGGAACAACUGAAGGUUAGAAGAUAAUGUUAGUACUAGAGUUAAUAGCACAUGGUGGGUGUUGAGACUCUAAAAGUAGCAAGGAUCUUUAAGCAGUCCUAACUGUAAAAUAACCAUUGUAGACUUGAUAAAAAAGUAGUUCUUGGUAUAUGAAGGAGUGAUGUGCACUUGAAUUACUGUACUACUGAUUGUUAUUGCUGCCCAUCAUAGUGCCUACUAAUAAUUAUCAACCUGUCAGAUUUUGGCAAACUGGAGUGAUGAAUGUUCCAGUAUUCGAGUGUUCCUAUCACUAUUGCUAUGACUAUAUACUCUUUCUUAAAACCUUCCCUCCUAAAAUAUUUAUAUCCAUUAAAUCUACAUGAUUUUUGUUUUGGUUUUAGUCUGAUAAGAUUUGAGUGUUUAUGUCUAUAUAUAUACAUAUGUGUGUGUAUAUAUACAUAUACACAAUAUUAUGUCAGACUUAAAGAUAAGUAUCUUUAAUUCAUUGUAUAUAAAUAUUAAUUUUGCAUUAAUUAUUUAAGUCAAGAAUUAGUUAAGUAGCCAAAUCUUCUACCUUGUAUGUAUACUUCAAAGUUAUCACCAUCUCAAAGCUAUAGAUUGGUAGAUGCAUAUAUACCGGCAACUGAAUAUAAAUUAGAAUCACUAAGCCUUCUGCCAGUCCUUUUGUUUCACUUUUUUAUAUGUAUUCAUUGAAAAAUGAAAUGUUAUGAUUUUUUGAUACUUAAAAUUCCCAAUUAUUCAUUAGCCAUAAUCAAAUAAGAUCCAGUUCAAAACUCUGGUAUUAGGACAUGUAUUGCCAUGUAUCUUAUAAAAUAAGCUACUAUUUUUAUCUGUGCAAUAUGCAUUUUAUUUAUUGUCAUUUGUAACAUAAAUGAAGCUGCAAGUGUACAUGGUAUUCUUCAAAAUAAUAGGAUCUCAGCCUUGAGGAUAUUAAACUCUUAAGGCAACUGGAUGUUAGAAGUCAAAAAGUGAGCAUUCAAGUUAGUAACCAAAAUUACUAGUUCACUGUAUAAUUCUAAAACACUGAUGAUGUUUGCACAUAAUAACCCAAGUAUAAUGUGGUAUAGACUCAAAACUGUAAUAAUAUAAGCUAAUAGUAUGAGAUUUGGAAACGGGUUCCUCAUAACGGUUGGCAGUGUGCUCCUAGCAAUUGAAAGCAACACUAAUCUGUUGCUUAUAUGCAAAAGAUGCAAUGUAUUAUAAAAGUAUUAAAAGUUCUGCCACAUUUUAUAAUUUUCCUUGUUAAAGCCCCAAACUGCCAUGUCCCUUAAACUUGAGUCAAACACAAGCUUAUUUGCACUAAAGAGCAUGGCCAAAAAAUAAACGACAGGGUGGAAAAGCUAGUUGGAACCUCUUGAAAUAAUUGGUUCUAAUGGGAGAAUUUCACAUUUGUCUAUUUGAAAGCUAUAUGGUCCAGGCAGACAAUCUGUCAGUUCACUAAUUUAAUAAUGCACUUUACCUUUUGUAUAUAGAAGAUGUACAUUUAUGCCACUUGACAGGUGGGAUGUGUUUCAAUAACUAUGUAGUUAGAAUCUGUAGGGUGAUCUCUUGCAUGCAGAUGUUUGUGUUGGAACUGCUAUAAUAACAAGUUUCCAUUAAAUCAGUGUAAUGGAGGAGGAUAGAAGAUGCUUUUGAAACAAGUCCCAAUACAUUUAACGAACACUUUUAAAGUAGAGUUCAUAUUUGUAUUCUUAAGACCUAAAAUCAAUAA
This is a messenger RNA of Mustela erminea (ermine), 4658 nucleotides long. It is a transcript of the gene PURG, whose product is annotated as purine rich element binding protein G. The transcript is spliced from 2 exons. Gene Ontology annotation, cellular component: nucleus. The coding region runs from base 116 to 1159 and encodes 347 amino acids. The record is from RefSeq and is a predicted model, not a curated record. Gene Ontology annotation, molecular function: DNA-binding transcription factor activity, RNA polymerase II-specific; purine-rich negative regulatory element binding; RNA polymerase II transcription regulatory region sequence-specific DNA binding. Gene Ontology annotation, biological process: regulation of transcription by RNA polymerase II. Lineage: Eukaryota; Metazoa; Chordata; Mammalia; Carnivora; Mustelidae.